AUGGCGAAAAUUUUUGUUUGUAUUUUGGCUCUGUCCGUUUUCUCGGCUCAUUGUGCUGUUAUUAAAGAUGAAGGUCACAAACGAGUAGAACGUUCACCAUGCAGCACAUGUGGUGGUCCCCCUGGACCUCCCCCUCCCCCUCCCCCGCCUCCUCCACCACCUCCUCCAUUCGCUCCACCAAUUGCGGGCCCACCUGUAUUCUACCACGCCACUCACUGGACGGGCUUAACUGAUGAUGGCCUUCAACGAGGAGUGUUCAGUGGAGCAGCGGCAGCCACCGGUGAUGCAGCUGAUGCCAACCAGGCUGCAGGAGAGGCUUUCUCAUUAGCCUCAAGUGGAGCAUCUGCACGAGGAGGAUUAGGACUACAAGAACAGUCUGCUGAUUUAAAUAAUGGGCAAUCAUCUGAAUUUUCUGGUGGAUAUGGAGUGAAAUCUACUGGUGGAUACGGAGCUGGCAGAUCGAUCGGUGGCUCUGCAUCUCACUCUUCUAGUAGUUCUAGUUCACAGUCAUCCGGAUCUGGUGCUCUGUCCUCUGCCAACUCUAAUGCUCAGAGUUCAGGUGGAUCAGACAGCCAAUCAUCAGCUAAUUCCAACGCUCAGUCCUCCGGCGGUUAUGGGGGCCACUCAGGAGGUUACGGUGGCCACUCUUCGGGAGGUUAUGGUGGAAAGGUUUCUGGAGGUUAUGGUGGCCAUUCUUCAGGAGGUUUUGAAAACCAAUUUUCCGGCUCUAACUCUCAAUCUUCAAGUGGAAACGGCGGCCAAUCAGGAGGCUAUGGCCAGCAAGUUUCUGGAGGCCAUGCCUCAGGAGGUUACGGUCAACAAUCAUCUUCUGGUUCUAAUUCACAAUCAUCCAGUGGAUACGGUGGCCACAGAGACGGAAUCAUUGAUGGCCAGUCCUCAGGAAAUUAUGAUGGUCAAGGAUCCGGCAGCUUCAAUGGUCAAUCUUCUGUAGGCUUCGGUGGCCAUGGAGAGAAAAAGAGCAGCUACCAAGAGUCUCACUACUCAUUCCAAAGUGGUGGUAAGAGUCAUGGUGGAUUCGAUUCACAAUCUGGAGGCCAAGGUUUUGGCGGCAAUGAUCAGCAAUCAUCUAGCAGUGCUGGAUCUGGCAGCGACGGUGGACAAAUCGACAAUAAACAGUUUGAAUAUGGAGGAAGCAGCCAUAAGGAAGGUAGUUCCUUUGGGAAUGGGCAGUCUUCUGGAUUUGGCUCUUCCAGUGGCAGUGGAGCUAGCUCUGGCUUUGGAGGCAGUGCUGGAUUUGGCUCAGGUGGUUCAAACGGGUUCGGAUCCGGCAGCUCCGGUGGUUACGGUGGAUACUCAAGGGGUUCUUCACAGGCAGCUCUCAAGGGCGCCUUGGAUCUGGCUGCCCAAGGCUUGCAGACUGCUGGACAACAGAAGGCACCAUGCAGUUCUUGUGGAAAGAGCAACUAUGCUUUAAGUAACGCUAAGAGCUGGAAUGGCAAUGCUGUCGCUCUUUCUGUAAGCGGAUAGACAGUACCUGAUUUCGUGUUAUAAAAUC
Messenger RNA from Helicoverpa zea (corn earworm), 1516 nucleotides. RefSeq names its product keratin, type II cytoskeletal 2 epidermal-like. The transcript is spliced from 2 exons. Lineage: Eukaryota; Metazoa; Arthropoda; Insecta; Lepidoptera; Noctuidae. Bases 1 to 1488 code for a protein of 495 amino acids. The record is from RefSeq and is a predicted model, not a curated record.